Colossoma macropomum (tambaqui) is the source of this 4733-nucleotide messenger RNA. Its product is annotated as low density lipoprotein receptor adapter protein 1. The record is from RefSeq and is a predicted model, not a curated record. The transcript is spliced from 10 exons. Bases 317 to 1117 code for a protein of 266 amino acids. Lineage: Eukaryota; Metazoa; Chordata; Actinopteri; Characiformes; Serrasalmidae.
UUUUGAUGAUUAGCCUAAUGACUACACACAGGACUCUCUCCCUCCGCAGUCCCCGCAUUUUGAUGUUAGAUGAGGAUGUAGGCGUGGCCAGCGCGAGCGCGCACCUUCUCUUCUGCACAGUGCGCGUGGAGAGGAAAGGAAAGGGUUAACGGCGCUUUUCUCUCACGGACGACCCUAAAGCGUGCUGUGUAGCGUUGCUCCCCUGUUCUCUAUCGCUCUAUCCUCUCUUCCUUCACAGGCUGCUCCUGCGCUCCCAGCCCGAGGAGGAGGAGGAGGAGGUGGAGGACUCCACCUGGCAGGCGAACACCUUCACGGCAUGGAUGCGUUAAAAUCCGCCGGCAGGGCCAUCAUCAAAAGUCCGGGAGUUCCGCGGCACACAUGGGGAACCUCCAAGCACGAAAAGCUUCCAGAGAACUGGACGGACACUAAGGAAACCCUUCUAGAGGGGAUGGUGUUUAAUGUGAAGUACCUGGGCAUGACGCUGGUGGGCCAGCCUAAAGGAGAGGACAUGGCGGCUGCUGCCAUCAGGAGGAUUGUCACUACGGCUCGUGCCAGUGCAAAGAAGUUUCGGAAGGUGACCCUCACUGUCUCUCCUAAAGGCAUCAUCAUUACAGACACAGAAACCAGCGACCUCAUCGAGAAUGUGUCUAUUUACAGAAUAUCCUACUGCACAGCUGAUAAAACUCAGGAUAAGGUGUUCGCCUACGUCUCACAGAGUCAGUUCAAUGAAACCCUGGAGUGCCAUGCCUUCCUCUGCCAAAAGAAGAAAAUUGCCCAGGCAGUCACCCUGACAGUGGCACAGGCGUUUAAGGUGGCUCUGGACCUCUGGGAGAUUGCCCAAGAAGACAAAAGUAAGAAGGCUCACACAUGUUGUUCAAGCAGUGACCCUCAGGUGGAACCCAAACCUCACUGUGACUCAGAGGCUGAGAAAGCCCAGGCUCUGAUGGAACACAAGUUGAGGAAGCCCUGCCUCUCCACUUCCAUCCAUUCACCAUCUCCACGCAAUAAUCCUGCCCGGAGACGGCCAAUCAAACACGACUCCUGGGAUGUGGAAGAUGGCCUCGAUGAUGCAUUUUCAAGCAAUAUGGAGGUGGAGGAGAUGGACACAGGUAAGUGAGACUGGCGGAGUCCCGCUCCAGAACGGUGUCUGAGGAUGCAGCUGUGAGCCCACUGGAAGAGGACCUUGUUUCUCUCAGCAGUGAAGAGUCCGCUUAAACACACAUACACACACUCUUACACAGACUCUCCAGCCUGUCAAGAACCCUCAUCCAACACUACAAUACUCAGCACUUCACUCAAAGUACUCUUCAAACACACUUCUGGAGUGCAGAGGAGAACACUGCCCUUUAUCUCUGACUUGAAAGGUGUAGAAGAUGCAUCAUUCACUAUAAACAAAAAAGUACCAAACAAAUGGCAGCAACAAAAGAGCCCCUUACAUGUCUUCUUUUUUCUUCCUGCAGUCAAAGCCUAGCCAUCUAUCUGUGUUCUCCCAUCUCGAGCCUAGAUCUGCUCUGCAGCACUCGACAUCAAAGUACUUUUUUGGUUCUUACAUUUCCAAUAAUCUCUUAAGACCCUGGGGCUGGUGUUGUACUGCUAAAUGUCCUUUUUGAUAAGCCCAUAUUGAUUCAAAAGAAAAUUGCACAGGUCUUAUCAAAACACAAAGAUGAACAGACUGCAGAGCUCUGAGCUCACACAUCUUGAAAGUAAAGAUCUUUUUUUUGGUGGUCAAGUAAAACUGGACCAUAUUGUAGGUCUGUAUGCAGUUGUAUUUAUAUAAACCCUUAAAUUCUGUAAAAUUUACAAAUUUACUGUUGCAUUUCUAACAACUUUUAUAUUUUGUGGUAAUUUUAAUUAGCUUCCAAAAACACUGCAUAUUGUCACUGUCCAAAAAAACCCAAGUAUCUCCAAAAUGUUUAUUGCUUCCAAUGUAAGUUAAUGUAAAGAGAUUUUAUUCCAAGCAUUUCUGUUGGUCCAUUCAUCAUUAAAAUGUGCUCGAAUAAAGAUCGACAGAAAUGGAGACGUGUUUUUUUGGACAGCAAUUAUACAAAAUCUGUGAUUGCUGAUUAUCCACCAAGUUUACUGGCAAAACUUAUUGUUCCUAUGUGAGAACAGUAAUAGAAUACAGUCAGAGAUGUCACAGUGCUCAGAUGGCUGUAAAAUGCUCGUUGUACCCGUAAAUACUGAAAAACAGCACCAGCCUUAGUGAUAAGGUUAAUAACACUGUGUCAAGAGUUCUGUCCGUUUUCCAUCUCUGGAACUUAAACCUCAUGGUGGUGACACAGACUUAUUUAUCAGGCUAACAGGGUAACUGGUAACUGCACAAUGUCGCAGGGGAACAACACAGAAGACACAAAGGUUGCUCCUUUGGCAGUAAAGCAAUGGCAAAGUCUCAGGUGUGGCAGACCAGAGUGAUUCCUAAAGAAAACGUUAAGAAAGGACUUGUCAUCUGUGUGUUCAUAACUGUUAUUUGUAAAUUGUUUGUAUGUGUAAUUACGAUGAAUAGCAGCAGGGUUUUAUAGUACUAGUUUGUUCAUUUGAAUUUUGCAGUGUCUGCUUGCCCUAAAGCUGAGCCCUAUAUACAGUUUUGCAAAAUCUGAUUGCUUGCUUUACUGAGGUUGGAACAUGUACAAUAUAAGCACUCUCCAUUGCAAUAAAUCUAUGUUUUAGUAGUUUUACAUAUUUCAGAAUAGGGAUCCACGAAUCCCACCUUUUCUCUCCUGAUAGUGAUUCUGAUACCUGAACAGUGGGUAACAGGAAAAACCUAUGACAAAGCUACUAACAAAGUAGGGCUGGCCCGAAUGAUUUGAAUACUCAAGUAUUUAUUACGUUACGUACCUCAACACUCAUAUGACUCAUCUUUUUGACUCAGCGACAAAAUGUGUAACUCAAACUACAGUUCAUCAUAAAAAGCCUUUAGAUUAGAACAAUAAAAUAAAUACAUUAAAUUUGGCUAGUUGAAUGCAUCAUAAAUUCCCUGUCAACUCACCUCAGAAUGCAGCAAACUGCACCCCUUUCAACGUGGCCAUUGAAGAUAAAAAGAGCGAAGGUGCCUGAUAAAUCACGUGUGGAGCACACAGCCUCUGAAUUAGCUCCAUCACCUAUCUACCUCAGGCAGGGAAUAUAAGCUCUCAUUUCUCCUUUACUUUUUUUUUUUUACAGCAGGUAUAGAACUUGUCAGCACAAAGAGCAAAUCUAUUUGUUGCGACAAAAUCACAAUCACUAGUUUUACUGCUGCUGUUAUCAGAGAACAGAAGCCUCCACACAUAAGAUCCACCCUAAGAUCGUCUUAUUUUAGAAAAGUAUUAUUUUAUUGUUACACAAAUAAAACAGUAGGCCAAAAACAUACGGAAUGCACAAACAUGAACGCAAAUGCUUUUAGGCUAUACAAACACGAUUUAGUUGUUGUGUGCUAAAAUGUGUCAAGAUGCAAUUCGUAAUGUAACAUAAGCACAAGCUGCAUUCUGAACAUUCGUGCGUUUGCAAAGCAUUGGCAAGGCAUUGUCAUUUGUGUUCAUAUAUUUGUACGGAGUAUGUUUCUGGCCAUAGACUCCAUGUGUUUAAAAAAAUGGAUAGGUUGAAAGUUCUUGAAUUUUGAUGGAUGUUAGAUGCGUGUCUAGCGCAGCAGAUGUGGACAGAAAAACUGAUUAAAAUGGAAGUGUGGCUAUUCCUAAACUUUAAAUACUAUUCUUUGUAAGGGUGAUUUUGAAAAUGAACAUUUAAAUACUGGUUUGGAAACACCAAUGAGUAUUCAAAGUCUGUAAAAUUCAGGCCAGCCCUAUUACUGAGUAAUGCACUAUUACUAAUUUUUGAUGACCAUAACUAUUAAACUGUAUCUCGACCUGUUUAAAAAGUCAGUAACCGAUACUGAUGUUAAUACUGACCCAGUAUGUCGGUAGAUGAAGGGCAUUCUUUUCCAUUUCCACAAGAAAGCAAUAGGUGCAAAAUCCAUCUGCUGGCCACACAGUGAAAGCUCUUCAUUUCUCCCUGUCUCUCUGUCCUCUCUUUAAGUCCAAGGUCAAUCCAGAAUGAAAAAUCAAUAUAUUCAAAUUUCUUCAUUUUCUUCUGUAGGUGCAAAAGUUCAUGCAGGAGGUUCCACUUCUCGCUUACUUCUUCUUUUUUGCAAUAUGUUGAUAGAUCUAGAUGUGAGUCCUACUUGAAGCUUGUAUGAAAGACCAAAUUUAUGUCUUUUUUCUUUGGCAGUUUUAUUGUAUUGUUUUUACAAAGUUAUUUGAAUCUUUUUUAUAUGUCUAACAUACAUAUACAUUUGUGAUUAUACUUGUCCCCCCUUUAGAUUAAUUAUGUUGAAUAUGCUCUUAAUGUCUCUGUUAUUUGUUUUUUUAUUGUCAGCUAUGUUAACUUAUUAAUAUUAAGAGAUUGGUUUUCUACCAGCUUGUCAAAGAUAUACAUCAUGUCAGAGUAACAUUACACAAGUAAUAAAUGUUUAUAUAUAUGUACAGAAUAUAAAGUAAUUAAUUUGUGAUGUAAGCUCUCUGCUUGGAGAAGCUGGAAUGAUUCCUUAUAUCUUUUCAUUUCUCAUCUUAUUGAUAUGUGUUUUCAUUUUUCCUAUAAGAUAUUGUGGAACAUUGCUAAGGAUGGUGCUUAUUUUAAAAUAUCUAUGCAAAGUUUAAAUUUCUACAAAUGUAAUAAUGAUUGCCUAACCAUCAGUGAUCUAUUGUAUAGGGAGCUUAAUCUGGUGUACAGUAAGAAAACAAUAAAUGAAACCACUGACAUUU